Prunus avium (sweet cherry) is the source of this 2007-nucleotide messenger RNA. RefSeq lists its product as uncharacterized. Lineage: Eukaryota; Viridiplantae; Streptophyta; Magnoliopsida; Rosales; Rosaceae. Gene Ontology annotation, molecular function: protein binding. The record is from RefSeq and is a predicted model, not a curated record.
UUCAUGUGGCAAUAUGUUAGAGAAAAAAAAACUCAUAUCAUACUCAAACCCUAAACCAAACCCCCUUCUAACUCGGCAUCCCCAUCCCCAAACCCUAAAUUCCCUGUGCCUCAAGUUUGCAUUUUAACAGCAAGCAAAGGCCCUAUCAUCCAAUGAUGCAGGAUGCGUGUAGGACCUAAAUUAUUAGUUUUAAAAAAAAAAUUAUUUGUUGGUUUCCUAGGUUAUCUAGUUUUAUCCAUUUGUCUCUAAGCUUUAGUUUGCUAUAAAUACCCAGUUAUUUAACAUUUAGAUUUGAAUAUUGAGUGAACCUUUCCCUAACACUCUGAUUUCUACUCUUUCUUUCGUUCAUUCGAUUCGAAACUUUGAUAUCGUACCCAAACCCUAAACCAAUCUCCCUUCUGCCGCAGCAUCCCCAUCCCCAAACCCUAAUUUCCCUUGUGCCUCAAGUUAGCAUUUUGAUAGCAACGGAUCCGAUAUAAUGGGGGAUUCGAAUACAUCUCAACCUUCUGCCUCCGCCGAUUUGCUCCCCUACUGUCACCCCUUGAAUCGAUGUGUUAACUUCUCCCCUUUCCUCGAAAAGUUCACUUCAACCGGCGAUGAGGUCCUGCACUAUGUACAAGAGGUCGAGAAAUCUAUGCGCGAACUGUGCGAGAGAACGGAGAUGGAGAUACCUCUGGGCGAAGUGGGCAAGAUAUUGGAGAUCAAUAAAUCUCUAGCCGUGCUUUCCGCCCAGCAAAUGCAACUGGUCGAUUUGAUGCGUUCAAUGUCGGAGCAGUUUCGCUUAAUACAAUCAACGUUGGUGCAAAUCCAACAGGCAGAUAAUCCUUACCCAAGCUUGACGGAAGCUGCAUCUGUAUAUUUAUUUGUGUCUUAUUUUGAGAUUCAAGGAGAAAGUAAUGCAAUCUAUGAAGUGAAAUUCAAAUACGGAGCCCCAGUAGUUGGGCGUGUUGACAGGUUUUGUGAACGUGAGAAGAAUCAGGUUGUUGGCUUGGUCGCUGCACGGAUCCGCUCCAAUUUAUACGUCCUUGCACAGGAUUGUGGAUUUAUUAUUGACACGAAGACUAUGUCCAGAUGCUCAUCUUUUACUCCUCCAAUAAAACAUAAACGAUCACCACUUGUUGUGUCUGCAUAUGACAAGCUCUAUUGUCUUGCAUGUCCAUCGAGCUUCCCACCAAAUCUAGAGGCUUCCUUUGAGAGAUAUGAUCCCGAUAAGAAACUCUGGGAGAUAAUGCCUUCUUAUCCAUUUUAUAAUGAUUAUGACACCUAUAUGAAUAUAACUGGUUAUGCCAUUUGUUAUGGGGUUAUUUUGUUUUCAUUGUGUGCCUCGAGAGGAAAGAAUUUCGAUGUCGUUGCAUUUCACAUAAGUAGAAACCAAUGGAAGCCAGUGGAAAUUGACAUUUCUGUUUGUUGUGCUCCUUUCAAAGGGAGGGCUGUGGUUGUAGGCGAGAGAAUCUAUUCCGUACAUGGGGAGGAGUUGAUAGCAUUCGGCUUUAAGAUGUACAAAGGUGAUGACGGUAGUCUUGUAUAUUUCCUAAGCCAACUGUUUGUAUUGGAAGGCCUGGAGAUUGCGCAUCCACCAUUGCCAUAUGGGGGGAAGUAUAAGACAGAGUAUUUGGUUCAUUUGGGGAACAGUGAGUUUUUCUAUGUCAAGACUCGCCGUACACUUCUCUCGGUUCAAUAUCUUUGUAUCACCACGUUUCGAAUUGUUGUUGAAGAAGCAGGAAGUCUUAAGAUGAAGACCAUACAUUCUACUGUUCGUUCUGUGGAUAUACAGUGCGGUGAAUGGUUCAAUCUUAUUUCGUGCUUCAUGCCUGGGUGCGAGGAUUAUGAACCUAAAGAAGAAGAAACCAGUCUGGAUGAGAGUUUUUCUAUGGUGAACCAUAGGAGAAUGGCAAAGAAACAAGCUGGGCGUGGAAUAGCUGCCAGGGAGCCGGAAUUGUUUUCCGUCAGGAAUAGGAAGAGCCAGGCAUCGUGAGAGAGUCAUUGUUGUAUUUAAUCUGUUGUAGC